CCGGAGGACACGGCGGGGGGUCGCGGGGACACGAAAUCUCCCCGGAGCCGCAGUGGCCGCGCGGGGCGGCCUGGGAAAGUCACCAGUCAGCAGCGCAGUGGCGGGAACCGCAGCCCGGCGGCCCUGGAACCUCCCAGCCAGUGGUAUGACUGGGGACUUCUCCCAGGAGGAGUGGCCAUGCCUGGACCUGCUCUGAGGGCUUUGUACAGAGACUGGAUCUGUGGGUCUCACUGAUCACCAUGACCUGCUCACCCAUGCAGCAGAACAAAGUGGCCUGGAAGGAGAGAGGAGACAGUAGCUAAGGGUCCAGGGAAGCAACCAUCUAUCAUUGUUCCUGAAAGAGAAACUCAAAGCAGAGAAACAGUAAGAAACGACUGAUUCUCCAGUAAACAUGUCGCAGGGUCUGUUGACAUUUGGGGAUGUAGCUGUGGACUUCCCCCAGGAGGAGUGGGAAUGCCUGGACUCUGCUCAGAGGGCUUUGUACAUUGAUGUCAUGUUGGAGAAUUAUAACAACCUGGUGUCUGUUGAGAACUAUUGCAAAUGUGAUCCUGUCCAUCAACAUGUGAAGACUGAAAAGGAGUCUUGUCAGUGUAAUGAGCUUGUCAAAGUGCUUCAUGACCCCUCCACAAGUGCACCUCAUAAAACAGGUGAAACUACAGAAAACUCUAAUAACUAUAGUUCCAGUAAUCACAGGGAUGCUUCUGUUGACUCAUCAAAUUCAGAUAGACAUGAAAGCAUGCACACUGGAGAAGAACCUUGCAAAUCUAAAGACUGUGGGAAAUCUUUAAAUUUGUGUUCCAAUAUUACACAAGAUCAGGGACUCUAUACCACAAAGAAAGUGCACAGGCAGGGAGAAUAUGAUGACUAUUUCAGCGCUGCAUACAGUCUUUUGCAACAACCAAUCUACAUUGGAGAAACACCACACCGGUGUGAGAAAUGCGGGAAAUGCUUCAGUACUGCCUCAUGCCUCACUGUACAUGAAAGAAUUCAUACUGGAAUUAAACCCUACAAGUGCAAAGUUUGUGAAAAAUCCUUUACCCAGUGGUCAAGUCUUAAAACACAUCAAAGACUUCAUACUGGAGAGAAACCUUACAAAUGUAAAGAAUGUGAGAAGUCAUUUCCACAGUUGUCAGCAUUCCGUAGCCAUCAAAAAUUGCAUACUGGAGAGAAACCUUACAAAUGUAAGGAAUGUGACAAAUCCUUUGCCCACUAUUCCAAUUUUAGGAGACACCAGAAAAUGCAUACUGCUGGAAGACAUUAUAGUUGUCAGGAAUGUGGCAAGGUCUUUCAUCAGAUUUCACACCUUAAAAGCCAUUACAGACUUCAUACUGGAGAGAAGCUUUAUAAGUGCAGUGACUGUGACAGAUCCUUUCCUCACUAUUCAUCACUGAGUAGACAUAGGAAAACUCAUUCUCUAGAGAAUUUUCACAAAUGCAAAGAAUGUGGUAAGUCCUUUCUUGAAUUAUCACAUCUUAAAAUACAUUACAGACUCCAUACUGGUCAGAAGCCUUACAAAUGUGAGGUAUGUCACAAAUACUUUACCUUAAACUCAACUCUUAAAACACAUCAGAAAAUUCACACUGGGGAGAAACCUUACAAAUGUGAGGAAUGUGAGAAAUCCUUUACCAAACACUCAGAUCUUAGAAGACAUCAGAGUGUUCACACUGGCGAGAAACCUUACAAAUGUAAGGAAUGUGACAAGUGUUAUACUAGCUGCUCAUAUCUUAGAGCACAUCAGAAAAUUCAUACUGGAGAGAAACUUCACAAAUGCAAAGACUGUAAUAUAUCCUAUAUCCAUAUUGCAAGUCUUAGGAGACAUCAGAGAGUUCAUACUGGAGAGAGACCUUACAGUUGUAAGGAAUGUGACAAAUCCUUUACCAGUUGCUCAAAUCUUAGAAGACAUCAGAGUGUUCACACUGGGGAGAAACCUUACAAAUGUAUGGAAUGUGACAAGUCCUUUACCCAGGACUCACAUCUUAGAACACAUCAAAGGGUUCAUACUGGAGAGAGACCUUACAGUUGUCAGGAAUGUGAUAAAUCUUUUGCCCACUCUUCUGGUUUAAGGAGACAUCAGAAAAUCCAUAAUGGAGAGGAACCAUACAAACGCAAAGACUGACACAUCCCUUAUCCCGAUGUCUUUCUGUACAUUGGAAAUUAUACUUCCCCAAAUGCAUUGAAUUUGACAAGUCCUUUACAUUUUUCUGAAGUUGCAGAGAUAAAAGAAAAUUCAUCAUUAAAGAAAACACUCUGAUAAA
Peromyscus maniculatus bairdii (prairie deer mouse) is the source of this 2255-nucleotide messenger RNA. The record is from RefSeq and is a predicted model, not a curated record. NCBI's taxonomy places the organism in Eukaryota, Metazoa, Chordata, Mammalia, Rodentia, Cricetidae.